UAGUUUAAUCCUACACUCGUUUUUUCCUAUUCUGAAUCGCGGAAGUGGAUCCACUGUGUUUUGUUUGUGCAGUACGUGGUACAGAUGCAGUCUGUUUGUAGUGUAUUUACCGUGAGACGAGGGUAAUAAAAUACAAAUAAGACGAUAAGAAAGCUCUUGGAAACAGACUGAAACAUGGAGGACGACGCUCCUGUUAUUUAUGGACUCGAAUUCCAGGCACGAGCACUUACAGCCCAGACAGCUGAAACUGAUUCCAUCCGUUUCCUUGUAGGCACACAGUCACUGAAAUUUGACAACCAGAUCCACAUCAUUGACUUUGAUGAUGAAAAUAACAUCAUUAAUAAGAAUGUCCUUCUGCACCAAGCUGGGGAGAUAUGGCACAUUGGUGCCAGUCCUGCCGAUAAGGCUGUGCUUACCACCUGCUAUAACAAAACCAGUGACAGCAGGGUGGUGUCCUGUGCGGCAGUUUGGCGGAUGCCCAGCGAUUGGGAGACAGGAAGCCAUGAUUCACCUGACGACUCCGCCCACAACCCCCAGACCUUGGAGCUGCUCUGUCACCUAGACGACAGCCCCCACGGCAACGCUGCCUGCGUGCUGUGGGAGCCCAUGGGGGAUGGCAAGCGUGUGAUUUCAUUGGCUGAUAACCAUGCGCUACUCUGGGACCUGCACGAGAGCUCCACACAGGCCAAGGUCUCCAGCACUGCCACCCUGGAGGGCAAAGGCCAGCUGAAGUUCACCUCGGGCAAGUGGAGCCCCCACCACAACUGCAGCCAGCUCGCCACGGCCAAUGACACGGCCAUACGGGGCUGGGAUCUUCGCACCAUGAGUCAGAUCUACUGUAUCGAGAAUGCCCACGGCCAGCUGGUGCGCGACCUGGACUUCAAUCCCAACCGCCAGUACUACCUGUCAAGCUGCGGAGACGACUGCAAGGUCAAGUUCUGGGACGUCCGCAACGUCCAGGAGCCCGUCAAAACCCUGGAGGAGCACUCUCACUGGGUAUGGAGCGUCCGCUACAACCACAGCCAUGACCAGCUGGUGUUGACAGCAAGCAGUGACAGCCGUCUGAUCCUCUCCAACAUGGUGUCCAUCUCCUCAGAGCCUUUCGGACACUUGGUGGACGAUGAGGAGCUCAGCGAGGGGGAGGAGAACCACCAGGAGGACAAGGGUAAGGAGCCCCUGAAGGACAGCGUGGUGUCUACCUACGAGGAACAUGAAGACAGCGUGUAUGCUGCGGAGUGGUCAUCAGCAGACCCCUGGCUCUUCGCCUCGCUCAGCUACGAUGGCCGCCUCGUCAUCAACAGGGUCCCCCGUGCCCUCAAGUACCGCAUCCUGCUCUGAGUAGUGACACAUCUGUACACGUGUGAUGCGGCAAGAAGCUUAAGAAAUGACAUUCCAUUAUAACUUGGCACAGUAAGUGCGCUGUGAAGACACUGCAUGUGCUCUUAAGGGCAGCAAUGGUAAAAAGCGUCUGUGUGUGUGUGUGUGUGUGUGUGAGAUGUAAAUACACUGUAGCCCAUAUGGUUCAAUGAUAACUGUUAACAAUAAAAUAUAAAUCAAAGUUUAAAAAAAAUCUGUACUUUUUCUUUUCCUCAUGGCAUAAUUCCAUAAGGUCUAGAAUAAAGGUUAAAAUAUUA
This is a messenger RNA of Eleginops maclovinus (Patagonian blennie), 1634 nucleotides long. RefSeq names its product EARP complex and GARP complex interacting protein 1 (gene eipr1). Bases 175 to 1338 code for a protein of 387 amino acids. Gene Ontology annotation, molecular function: protein binding. The record is from RefSeq and is a predicted model, not a curated record. Gene Ontology annotation, biological process: protein ubiquitination. The transcript is spliced from 9 exons. NCBI's taxonomy places the organism in Eukaryota, Metazoa, Chordata, Actinopteri, Perciformes, Eleginopidae.